CUUGGUUUCUUAUAUGAUCAUAUUAUUAAUGUUGCAAGAAAGCUGAGAAUUAUUCUAUGUAACAAUGAUCUAAUUAAAAGUAAAGAAUAUUUACAGUUUAAUAAUUUGAAACUUUUCUUAGAUGAUUGGUUAAAAUUUUUCAGGUUAGAGAUAUCAAAAAGAUCAUCUUCAAAAAGGACAGGAAGUUUAUGUAAAGUGUCAUCUAUUCGAUAUUGUAGAAAUAAAUUAAUAUGUAAUUAUUCAACAUUUAAACGUUCAUCAAAUCUACUUGAAGGAAAGUGUCAAGUCCAUUAUAUUCAAACUCGAAACAUAGUGCUUGUAGCUAGGAUACUUCGAGGAAUUUUAAAGAUUAGGUAUAUUGUGAUUGGUUCUGCAAUUGGUGGUGGUGUACAGUUAUCAAAGAAAUAUGAGGAGUGGAAAGAUCAGCUUCCUGAUUUUAGUUGGAUCAAACAACUUGCACCUCCACCUGACAAAAUUGAUCAUUAUCGCACUGCUUUAUUAGAAAUGAAAGACAAAAUAACAUUACCAGAAAAAGGAUGGUUAAGAAAUAGGCUAUUGAAUGUAGAAGAUAAAAUUCGACUAUUAAAUGAUUGGUUUUCUGAAGCUAGUGAUGGAGAUGCCAUUACCAAUUUGGCAGAAGAUUUGCCUUUAUCAGGACAUAUUACAUCAACAGUUUUUAGAGCUACAUCUGUUUCAGAAGAAACCAAGCAAACAAGAUUUGAUGAAAAAAGAAGAAUGGAAAAAUUACAAGAAGAAUUAAUACAAGUUCAGUUGAAGUAUCAGAGGGAAAUUGAACGCUUAGAAAAAGAAAAUAAAGAAUUGAGAAGACAACUCAUGUUAAGAACAGAAAAGUCACAACCAAAAAGAAAAAUUAAGGUAUUCUUAUUACAGAUAACCACAUAUAUGUUUCUGAGGUUAACAUACUAGUUUUAGUUAAUGCAGAUCUAUUCUGAGGGAAGUUUAAUUUUGCCAGCUUAGAGCUAGCAAUGCUAAACUGAUACCUGCUCUCUAGUUAGUAGGA
Messenger RNA from Centruroides sculpturatus (bark scorpion), 1021 nucleotides. Its product is annotated as dynamin-like 120 kDa protein, mitochondrial. The transcript is spliced from 4 exons. NCBI's taxonomy places the organism in Eukaryota, Metazoa, Arthropoda, Arachnida, Scorpiones, Buthidae. The annotation marks the transcript as partial. The record is from RefSeq and is a predicted model, not a curated record.